UCUCUCUUCCUCUAUCUAGUAAAAUGGUACCUUUCUCUCUCUGCCCCUCCUCCUAUUCCUCCUCCUCCUCUUCUUGUCUGAAACUCUUCUCUCAGUCCCAGCUCAUCAUUACUACUCUCUCCACUCUCUCUGGUUGCAAAAGGAGGUCCGAUUCCAGCUGCCGCUUCGUGGUGCUCUCCACCCACUCCAACCCCAAAAUUCUCAAGUCCAACCGCCGGUCUCGCUAUGGCCAGCCCCUCUCCCCCUACGACCAAGACGACGACGACCAGGUCUCUCGUGUUACUGACGUGUCCGACGACGAUUGGUUGCUCAAUGAUGACUUUGCGGAAAUUUCAGAUUUUGAUGUUAGUAGAAAGAGGCCCAAAUCCCACAAGGGGUUUUCCAAUGGUCAUUUGGAUGGCAGAAACAGCAAGCGCACUCUAGAGAAGAGUAACAAGGAAGACUACAAUUAUAGUCCAAGCAAAAAAAUAGAAGCCACUUCCGUGGAUGUUCCUCGCAAGGGAAAGCUAGCAACAAGGAAGGCUAUGGAGGAUAGAUUCCCUCAACUGUCAGAAGAAGUCCAAUUGGAUGAGAAGUGGUUACCCCUUAUCGAUUAUCUAAGCACAUUUGGGCUUAAGGAAUCACACUUUAUUCAAAUGUACGAGAGGCAUAUGCCUUCUCUUCAAAUAAAUGUGUGCUCAGCAAAGGAAAGGUUGGAAUAUUUGUUGAGUGUUGGUGUCAAACAGAGAGAUGUAAGAAGAAUGAUUUUGAGGCAGCCACAGAUCCUCGAAUAUACAGUUGAGAACAAUUUGAAGUCCCAUGUUGCUUUCCUGAUGAGUCUGGGUAUUCCAAGUUCCAGGGUCGGGCAGAUUAUUGCUGCUACACCAUCCCUCUUCUCCUAUAGUGUUGAGAACUCGUUGAAACCAACUGUGAGAUACUUAGUGGAAGAGGUUGGGAUUAAGGAAAAGGAUUUGGGUAAAGUUGUGCAGUUAAGCCCUCAAAUUCUGGUUCAGCGGAUUGAUAUAUCAUGGAAUACUCGUCUGCUAUUUCUUUCUAAGGAAAUAGGAGCAACCAGAGAUAGUAUAGUGAAGAUGGUUAAAAAACAUCCGCAGUUCCUCCACUAUAGCAUUGAUGAUGGGCUAUUGCCCAGGAUCAAUUUCCUUAGGAGUAUUGGGAUGUGUAAUUCUGACAUCUUGAAAGUUUUAACUAGUCUAACACAGGUACUAUCCCUAUCACUGGAGGAUAACUUAAAACCGAAGUACAAGUACUUGAUAAAUGAACUUCAUAACGAAGUGCAUUCCUUGACCAAAUAUCCUAUGUACCUAAGCUUGUCAUUAGACCAGAGAAUUCGCCCUCGACAUAGGUUCUUGGUUUCUCUGCAGAAAGCUCCUAAGGGGCCAUUUCCUCUAAGUUCAUUGGUCCCAACUGAUGAAUGCUUCUGUCAACAAUGGGCUGGAACUAGCUUAGAUAAAUAUUUGGCUUUCCGGCAGAGCUUACUGCUCAAGGAGUUUGCAAAAAAUAUGAAAGAAAGGGAUAACAUCCUCCAUUAAAGUAUGUGUGGGUUACUGACACGUGUUUGAUGAGCCAAGCAUCCUCCCUUAGCAACUUCAUAUGCUGGUAAAUUUCAAGGUAUGACAUUGUUAACAAAGUUGCCAUGAAGUUGAGAGCCCCCGCUUAUCACAAAUCUGGAAUAAGAAGGUUUCCAGGUUUUUGACAGUUUUUGGUUUGGGUGGCUAGGUUGUUUCUCAUAUAGAGUAUAUAGGUUGUCGUUGUGCACUCCAGUGCCAUUAUUUGUUUAUACCGGAGCUGCUCCAGUUUUGUGUAGAAGGUUACGCUCCAGGUCAAAGCAUCUGGAUGAGUAUUAACUGCUUGUGACGGAAAAGAUAAAACACUCUCAUCGUGGAGUUCUAUACUUUUAAGGUUGUAGUGUAUUUGUAUCUUCGCGACGCUCAAGUGGACAAACAAAAAGCUUUACUAAGUGCAAUUGAUUUAAAACACAAGGGCGCAUUCUUGUAUUUGCACUUUUUGUACCUACUCUAUGCUUCAUCCGUCAUCCGUAUGAUGACUUUUUGUUGCUUGUUCAUCCUCAAUGAAACCCCGGAAACCAGCACUGCUAGCUUGUAAACCUUUUUUUUCUUUCUCUUCUGCUAAACUUUUUGUUUUUAGUUACCUGUAAUACGCACGUCCGAAGUUUCUAUUUAUAUUGUAGUAUAUGUGUGGUUUUGUGAUCUGA
Molecule: messenger RNA, 2212 nt
Organism: Malus domestica (apple)
Lineage: Eukaryota; Viridiplantae; Streptophyta; Magnoliopsida; Rosales; Rosaceae
Product: transcription termination factor MTERF9, chloroplastic-like
Biological process (GO): developmental process; regulation of DNA-templated transcription
Molecular function (GO): double-stranded DNA binding
Source: RefSeq, a predicted model, not a curated record